AUGAAGAAGGCAGUGGCGGUAGCAGCACCGGAAUUUGACCUGUACAAUGAAACUGCAAAUACUUUGUCCAACAUGAAGAAGGCAGUGGGGGUAGCCGUACCCCUGGUGCUGAUGCUGGCCGUCUCCGUGUACCUGGUCCUGAAGAAUGACUCAUCAAAACCAAGCGAUGGUGUCAUCAAAAGGUCCAUAGUAUUACCGAAUGACCUCCAGAAAGCACUCCGAGCUGCAGCGGCUAAAACCGCCCCAGCUUACGUCAAGAACAAGCGCUUUAUACCGGGCAUUGCAGGCGUUGCUGCAGAUCUGCUAUCAUCAGAGGGGGGUGCAGACAAUAUAGGGCAAUUGCCAGGCGUGAUUCAGAAGCUGGGGUCUCCGGAGAACAUGGGACCGGACAUCAUGUCGGACAGUGUCAAACAUGAGGCCGAGGUGACUGCAGAGGUGGAAAAGGAGGUCGCGGAAAAGACAAUAGACCAGCUACUUGCAGAUGUGGAAAAGAAAGAAGAAGAGGAAGAGGAAGGAGGUGAUGGUGGAGGAGAGGGUGAGAUAAAGGCUGAAAUCGACUUUGAAGGAGAAAAGGGCAUGGUGGAGGAGGACAUGUUCGCUCCUCCAGGAAUGAAAAUGAAAGUGGACAUUGAAGAAGAUCCCGAGACGGACGAUGAAAAUGACGACAUGUCCGAGGAAACGGCGUUCGCUUACCCCAUGGGGAUGGGAACUGCUCUGAUGAACGGCUGUUUCGGGACAGGAUACGUCCCAGGAGAUCCGUGCUACGACGACACGAGUGAACUUCCGUCCUGUUAUAACAUGAUGGAGGGUUGUGGCUAUGUCGGGGUCGGCUUUGACGGUCGUGGAGACUACAGCAGCACGUCCAGGAGAAAAUCUGUCGUGCAGAGGAACUGUGCAAACGCAGCAACUUAUCAAGGUGAAGACGUCCCGGACAACAUGAACGCCCACGGCAUCUAUGACACAGAAGUCACCUCCUAUGCUGCUGUGGACUCAGCAUGGGGUGGAUCAUCAUCAUCAGAGAAACAAAAGUUCAUGUCCCUUAUAAAAUGUGAUGUCAUCAGGUAUGAAAUCUUCCUUGAUGAGGUCACACCCGACUCCUUGAGCCUGGCUUUCUUAAGGGAUUUCCUGUCCCUUCCCAAGAAUUUCAUCCAAGGAAAAGCAAAACUCCAGGAUUUCAUCAUCCGCUAUGGAACUCAUUUCAUCAAGUCAGCCAAGUUUGGAGGUUCCUUCAAGCUGUUCCAGACGCAAGAAGCCACCAAGACUGAAAGUCUUGAGGACUUCUCCGUGCAGUCUGAGGCAUCUUACAGCUCCCUGUUUUUCAGCGGAGGGGGGCAUUACAGUAAUGAGGAAUCCAGUGGGAAUACCGCAUCGUCCCAGACUUCCAGCACCCAUUUGAUGAUUGAAGGAGGUGACCAGGAAGUUGCAGCCAUCGUUGCAGACUUCUACACAACCAGCUUCAAAGAAACCUUCACCGAGUGGCUCAAGUCUGUCCCGUCCUACCCAAAACCUAUCGAGAUGUUCAUGGGCACCAUGUCGGAGCUGCUCAACUUGAACUUCAAACUUCUGUUCCCCUUCGACAUCAGCGAUGCUGCAGAUGGCUGCUUUAGUAAGAAGUGA
Molecule: messenger RNA, 1617 nt
Organism: Branchiostoma floridae (Florida lancelet)
Lineage: Eukaryota; Metazoa; Chordata; Leptocardii; Amphioxiformes; Branchiostomatidae
Exons: 13
Coding region: 1-1617 (538 amino acids)
Source: RefSeq, a predicted model, not a curated record